This is a messenger RNA of Tetranychus urticae (two-spotted spider mite), 1118 nucleotides long. Its product is annotated as CD151 antigen. Gene Ontology annotation, cellular component: plasma membrane. NCBI's taxonomy places the organism in Eukaryota, Metazoa, Arthropoda, Arachnida, Trombidiformes, Tetranychidae. The record is from RefSeq and is a predicted model, not a curated record.
AUUGGUUAACUUUUUGCUCUGUGAGUAAUCAACAAGCUCAACCAUAUUUCUUUUGUUUUCAAAUCAACGUCUUUUCGCUAACCUUGUGUCUCGAGGAAGACAAUUUGGUGACUAAAAUAUUACAUUUUUUCUUCCGUUUCUUGUUCUGCUUCAAAAAAGUCGGUGACACUGAAAGAGCCGAUACCAGACCAGAAUUUUCUGACCACCUCAGAAGGUCUGAUGUGUCUGAUCGGUAAUACAACGAUUAAUAGUUAUCAAAAAUGGUUGACGGUUUUGCAAAAGGAGUUAAAUUUGCUAUGCUCAUCGCAAAUGGAGUUAUAUUUGCCGGCGGGAUAACUGUUUUUUCGAUUGGUGUAUGGACUCUUUCGGAUAAAUCUUUUAUGGAAAGGCUUCUAGGGACUAAAUCAUACAUAGCCUCAGCAUCUAUUUUGAUUGGAACUGGUGUGGUUGUGGCGAUUAUAUCCUUUCUUGGAUCUAUUGGAGCUUGGAAAGAGAUUCGUUCUGUUUUAAUAACAUUCUUUUUUAUACUUGCUAUGAUUUUCUUGACCAUGUUAACCGGAGGUAUUUUGGGUUACAUAUUUCGAAGCGAGGUUGAUGAACGAAUGCAUUCAGAGAUGAUAAUGACUGUCAAACUUUAUGGAAACGAUACCAAAGUAACAGAAUCAUGGGAUGCUGUCCAUAGAAAUUUCAAUUGUUGUGGAGUUAUUCCUAAUAUUGCUAAUCCGAAAGUUGGCCGUGACCAGAAGGCUUAUAAAAUUUGGAUGCGAAAUGUUAAUUUUAGGCUAAGUGGUCCUCAAGUUCCUGAAAGCUGUUGCAAAAAUCCACUUGAACCUCAGCAACGAAAGGCCUGUGUAAGAGAUAAAUUAGAAGAAAGAUUUGUAUUCAUGGAUGAUUGUUAUGAGAAAAUGAAAGAGUUUGUAAAAGCUCAUGCUUUGAUUGUUGGAGGUAUUGGAGUUGGAAUAGCAGUUUUACUCAUUUUUGGAAUGAUUCUUUCCUUGGCUUUAUAUCUUGUCAUAGAAUAGUGAAUGGUUUAGGCGUAUCGAUCCCAAGCACUAAUCAUAUCUUCAUAAUCCUUGAUUUUCAUUGCUGUCUAUAUAAAUUAUUUUAACAUCAACAUA